AUGAUUGAGUUCGAGCUGUACUGUGAAACCUUUCUAGAUAGGUGGAUUUCUACUCUCGAAACUGAACUCAAACUAGAGGAGGACCCAGAGGAAGACCCAGAAGAUGAGCUAUAUUAUGAAUCUGAUUUGAAGUCAGAGAACGAGCGGGAGUAUGUACCUGGACUAGAGCCAGAACCAGAGCACGAGCUAGGGUUCGAGCCAGACCCUGAACUAGAAGUUGACCAAGAAUCUGAGCUUGAGUCAUGUAAAUCGUUGAACGAUGAAGCUCUUUCAUCUAAGCUACGUAGGAUUCAAAAUGGUUGGACAAUUGCAGAUGAAGAUUAG
Fraxinus pennsylvanica is the source of this 324-nucleotide messenger RNA. The record is from the annotation of a GenBank genome assembly. Lineage: Eukaryota; Viridiplantae; Streptophyta; Magnoliopsida; Lamiales; Oleaceae.